AUGCUUAGAUAUCAAGCUUCUGACUUCCUGGAUCCUCCAACUCAGGCCCUAUUAGAGUUCUACACUGUGCUGAAAGCCGCAUUAGUCAUCCAAAACUGGUACCGGCGGUACAGAGCUCGACUUAUGGCUAGACAGCAUUAUGCCCUCGCCAUCUUCCAGUCUAUCGAAUAUGCUGAUGAGCAAGGCCAAAUGCAGCUGUCCAACUUCUUUUCCUUCAUGUUGGAAAACUACACAAAGAAUGAAGAGUCAGCAAGAGUAAGUCGACUUUUUGAAAAACCUAUGCAGGAAAACAAGGAUAGACAGGAAUAUUUGGGGUUGAUAGACGUACCCAACUCUUACGAUGGCCCUCGGCUGCAGUUUCCUCUCACGUUUACUGACAUCGAUUUACUUCUUCGGGCCUUCAAGAAACACCAGGUAACCUCAACAGAAGCUGCUCUGGUUCUUGUUCACACCUAUCAGAUGCAGGGAUGA
Molecule: messenger RNA, 471 nt
Organism: Alexandromys fortis (reed vole)
Lineage: Eukaryota; Metazoa; Chordata; Mammalia; Rodentia; Cricetidae
Product: serine/threonine-protein phosphatase with EF-hands 1-like
Exons: 4
Coding region: 1-471 (156 amino acids)
Source: RefSeq, a predicted model, not a curated record